ACCCCGCCCCAGCGAGAGAGCAAGGAGGAGAGCCACCGCUCGAGCUAGAGAGCGAGCAGUAGCAGGCAAAAGGCAGCCCAAGGGCCCGGGCGGCGAAGAUGGCAGAGGCGCCGUCCUCCCCGGCCCCGCUGUCGCCGCUGGAAGUGGAGCUGGACCCAGAGUUCGAGCCCCAGAGCCGGCCCCGCUCCUGUACGUGGCCCCUGCAGAGGCCCGAGCUGCAGGCGAGCCCGGCCAAGCCCUCGGGGGAAGCGUCCGCCGACUCCAUGAUCCCCGAGGAGGAGGACGACGAGGAAGACGACGAAGGAGGCUGCGGAGCCCCUGGGGGCGGCGGAGGAUCCGGCACGGCCAUGGCCAUGGGCGGUGCGAGUGGCGUCCUCGGCCCGGGACUGCGCCCCGAGGAGGCGGCCCGACUCCUGGCCCCUAGCGGGCAAGACUCGGGAGCCGGUGCGCCCCCCGGGGCGGGCGUGCUGAGUGGGGGGCAGCAGGCGCCGUUGCAGCCUCCGCAGGCGCCGCUGCCGCUGCCGCCGCCACCACCGCCGCCGCCGCCGCUGCAGCAGCAGCAGCAGCAGCCGCAGCAACAGGGGGCGAGCGGGGCCGCGGGGCAGCCGAGGAAAUGCUCUUCCCGGAGGAACGCGUGGGGAAACCUGUCCUACGCGGACCUGAUCACUCAGGCCAUCGAAAGCUCCCCGGACAAGCGGCUCACCUUGUCCCAGAUCUACGACUGGAUGGUGCGCUGCGUGCCCUACUUCAAGGAUAAAGGCGACAGCAACAGCUCGGCCGGCUGGAAGAACUCUAUCCGGCACAACUUGUCCCUACACAGUCGAUUCAAAAGGGUACAAAACGAAGGGACGGGGAAAAGCUCCUGGUGGAUGAUCAACCCGGACGGGGGCAAGAGCGGCAAGGCCCCCCGGCGAAGAGCCGUGUCCAUGGACAACAGCAACAAGUACACCAAGAGCAGGGGGCGGGCGGCCAAGAAAAAGGCGUCCCUGCAGGCCGCCCAGGAGGCGCCCGAGGACAGCCCGGCGCAGCUGGCCAAGUGGCCGGGCAGCCCCACCUCCCGCAGCAGCGACGAGCUGGACACCUGGACGGACUUCCGCUCCCGAACCAACUCGAACGCCAGCACGAUCAGCGGGCGCCUGUCGCCCAUCCUGGCCACGUCGGAGCUGGACGACGUCCAGGACGACGACCCCCCGCUCUCCCCGAUGCUGUACAGCAGCUCGUCCAGCCUGUCGCCGUCGGGGAGCAAGCCGUGCACGGUGGAGCUGCCGCGGCUCACCGACAUGGCGGGCACCAUGAACCUGAACGACGGGCUGGCGGACAACCUCAUGGACGACCUGCUGGACAACAUCGCGCUGCCGCCGUCGCAGCCGUCGCCGUCGUCGGGCCUCAUGCAGCGGAGCUCCAGCUUCCCGUACGCCGCCAAGGGCUCCGGCCUGGGCUCGCCGUCCGGCGGCUUCGGCAACGCCGUGUUCGGCCCGUCGUCCCUGAACUCCCUGCGCCAGUCCCCCAUGCAGACCAUCCAGGAGAACAAGGCGGCCACCUUCUCCUCCAUGUCGCACUACGGCAACCAGACGCUCCAGGACCUGCUGACGUCGGACUCCCUGAGCCACAGCGACGUCAUGAUGACGCAGUCGGACCCGCUCAUGUCCCAGGCCAGCACGGCCGUGUCGGCGCAGAACUCCCGCCGGAGCGUCAUGCUCCGCAGCGACCCCAUGAUGUCCUUCGCCGCGCAGGCCGGCCAGGGCGGGCUGGUGGCGCCCAGCCUCCUGCACCAGCAGCACCCGGCCCAGAGUCCCCUCGGCGGCACCCGUGCCUUGUCUAGCGCCGGCGGCGGCCUGGGCCUGGGCGACGCCGGAGGCCUGGGCCCGGCCAAGCACCAGCAGCCGUCGCCCGCCGGCCCGUCUAUGCAAACCCUCUCUGACUCCCUCUCAGGGUCCUCUUUGUACUCCGCUAGCGUGAACCUCCCCGUCAUGGGCCAUGACAAAUUCCCCAGCGACCUGGACUUGGAUAUUUUUAACGGGAGCUUGGAAUGCGACAUGGAGUCCAUCAUUCGCAGUGAACUCAUGGACGCCGAUGGCUUGGAUUUUAACUUUGACUCCCUCAUCUCCGCUCAGAACGUUGUCAGUCUGAAUGUGGGGAGCUUCACUGGUGCUAAGCAGGCCUCAUCUCAGAGUUGGGUGCCGGGCUGAAGGACCUUUGAGGAAAGGGGGAAUGGGCAAAGCAGACCCUCAAACUGACACAAGAUCUAAAGAGGAGGAAAUAAAAAACCCUUUGCCAAAUCUGCUCUCAGCAAGUGGACAGCGACACGGUUUACAGCUUAAUGACCUUUGUGAAUCAAUCCUGCAUCAUCUUCCCAACCAAGCAGAGACUGUUAAUGGCCCCCUCAACCCCCAUCGAAGCUUCUAUUGAACUUGAGAACGUAUGCAAAAUGUUCCCUGUACAGGAUGAUGGAGCACCUUCCGUGGACACAGCACCCAACGCCUCUGCGCCAUCUUGUCAAGACACACUGUGUACCCUCUAACAAUAGUUCCCUGCCAGUGAUUAUGUGGUGUUAUACUAUAGCAAUGGUAUAUGGGCUCUUUUGAGAUUUGUGUUUAUUUUCUUGGUUUUCUCAUUCCUAUGCCCAAGCAAUACUUUUUUUUUCUGUUAAUUAGAUUCACCUGCCCUUUUUUUCCCCCCUCUGGCAAGUUUAAAACUUUGGAAGGAAGCAAACAUUCUUGCCAGUUAAGUUCCUGCUUCAGGAG
This is a messenger RNA of Gracilinanus agilis (Agile Gracile Mouse Opossum), 2744 nucleotides long. RefSeq names its product forkhead box O3 (gene FOXO3). Gene Ontology annotation, cellular component: nucleus; mitochondrial matrix. Gene Ontology annotation, biological process: regulation of transcription by RNA polymerase II. The coding region runs from base 99 to 2189 and encodes 696 amino acids. Gene Ontology annotation, molecular function: RNA polymerase II cis-regulatory region sequence-specific DNA binding; DNA-binding transcription factor activity, RNA polymerase II-specific. The transcript has 3 exons. Lineage: Eukaryota; Metazoa; Chordata; Mammalia; Didelphimorphia; Didelphidae. The record is from RefSeq and is a predicted model, not a curated record.